AUGAAUUAAUAAGGAUAAACAAUUAAACUUGGAAAACACCAAGUUGAAGUUUCUCUUGUAAGAGGUGAUAACGUGUCUUAAGAAAUAUUCGAAAAGGUUUAAUAAUCUAAAAAAUUUAAAGACUGGAUAGAUGAAUUCGAUACUACUGGAUUAACUGUAAAGUCUAUUAAAAUAGAUUAUGUUUUUAUGUUUGGACCUAAUGUAGGGUUUGUGAUUCUUUAUACUGACUGUAUAACUCAGUCGCAUAAUAUCAAACUACCAGGUUUCAUUUUUAUGAGAGGAAAGGCAGUCUGCAUGCUUGUUAUUGUAAACUAAAAGUAUAUGCUUUUGUGUAAGCAAUAUAGGGUUCCUGUAGGUAAAUGGUUAAUUGAAGCUCCAGCAGGAAUGAUCGAUGAAAGUGGACACUUUAGUGGUGUUGCUGCCAAAGAGCUUAAAGAAGAAACGGGAAUUGAUAUCGAUAUUAAAGAUUUGGUUGAUUUAGGAGGAUUCUAUCCUUCUCCAGGUGGAUGCGAUGAAGAGUUACUCAUGUUUGCAGUUGAAAAAGACUUAUCAGAAGAAAAAUUAAAAGAAAUUACAAGCAAAAUUCAUGGAGAGCAUGAUGAAUAAAUAACUAUUGAAAUCUAAGAAUAUAACAUGAAAAAUGUUAUUCAAACUAAAGACGCUAAAUUAAUGUGCUUGGCAUUAGCUUAUAACAAUUUCAAAGAAAAUAAAUCUUUAUAAAACUCUUCCUUAUGA
This is a messenger RNA of Tetrahymena thermophila SB210, 735 nucleotides long. Its product is annotated as NUDIX hydrolase. Gene Ontology annotation, molecular function: ADP-glucose pyrophosphatase activity; ADP-ribose pyrophosphatase activity. Gene Ontology annotation, biological process: nucleoside phosphate metabolic process; ribose phosphate metabolic process. NCBI's taxonomy places the organism in Eukaryota, Ciliophora, Oligohymenophorea, Hymenostomatida, Tetrahymenidae. The transcript is spliced from 2 exons. The record is from RefSeq and is a predicted model, not a curated record.